AUGCUCGGUACUUCAAUUGGUAAAAAAGUAGAUGCCAAUUUCGUUCGCAAAGGCUACCAAGAAUUUCUGACUAAAACCAACAAAUCGACUAUACAACGAGCAGCUCUACAGCCGAAACCGAUGAGUAAGGCGCAGAAGAGGGAAGAAAUGAGAAAGCGUGGCAUUUACGUCGAGGCCGAUAAUUCCGAAAACGACUAUUCAUUCAUGGAAAAAACAAAUACAAUGCAACGCCCAUACGUCUCUAGACUGAGAGUUUCAAAACUGCGAUGGAAGAAAAGUGAGAACAAGUCAGAAAUUGAUACUGCUAAGAGAACAAGAAGGAGGAAACGAACAAAGGCGAAAGAAAAACGAAGACGAUCCUCAACCGCUAGUGAGAAAUCACAACGUCAGACAACCUCAUCCACUGGACAGCCGUCCCGAUUGGAGCGUGAAACUGCUGCUUCAAAAAUGGAACCACCCACUGUAAUGACAACUACUGAAGAAGCUCCGUUGUCAGUUAUGAAUGCACCGAAUCUGGCUCGUUCGGAGGAAGUGGGUGCUUCUUCUGCAAUGCUACCUCCUACUGUCGUAAAACCACCUCAAGAAGUACCUCCGUCCUCAAUUAGGAAUGCUCCAGAAUUACCCUAUCCAGGAGGUGCUACCUCUUCUGCAAUGUUACCACCUUCCCUCGCAAACGCAACUUUAGAAGAAGGUCCGCCCUCCAUAAAAAAUUCUUCACAAUUACCUCAUCCAAAAGGCGAGUCUUCAAUCAUGCAAACGCCUUCGAUGGCAAUGGAUCCUAUAGACCGCGCGCGGUCAUCUACAACAGCUUCAUUGCUACCUUCUGAAGAUGUCACACAGGGAAGUGAACGUGGUGACGUGGGCAACUUAACACAAGGACAACUAACACAAGACAACAAUCGGUUAUCUCGAAGAAAAAGGAGUAAAUUUAGCAGUCGAAUACCAUCAAAUGAAACAGCACUAUCAGAAAUGGCAGAGAAGAUCCUUGCUGAUGUCACACAAGACUCAAAGGAGAUUGUAAAGGAACCCGAGGGUGUAUCUGGCGAAAAUGAACAGAUCGAAAAGCAACGAAAGAGAACUGAAGAGAAGAUCCUCGAAGAUGUCACGCAAGACUCAAAAGAGAUUAUAAAGGAACACGAGGGUACAUCUGGUGAAAAUGAACAGAUCGGACCGCAACCAAAGAGAAGUGAAGAGGGAGCAAAAAGGGACGGUCCCGAAUUCACUGCGCCAAAAAAACCUUCACCGAAAUCUAAACCCAAGAAAACUGCGGGUAGUUCUUCAGAAAAGGACCAAAGGGAGCAGUUGAAAAUCGAUUUUGGUAUCAGUACGAACAGCAGGGAGACGGAUUGUAGUUUUCCACAAGAAAUGGCAUCAGCCUCUGCCCUCAGCACCCCAUCAGACGAUCUUAGAAGUACCAGAGACGACGUAUUCUCCGCACUUGAAGAGGACGUAGACCUCACGAAAUGUUUGGGUGACUUCGACACAGAGAGCGUCGAGGGAGUUGGUGCCAGUGAUAAAAAAACAUUGGAAGCAGCAAAGAAGAUCCUCCGUAUCUCACACAAAGAAAAGGCAAUCGAAAAAACCCUCACAAAGGAAGAGAACGAGAUUAUAUCAAAGUUCUUCUCCGGAAAAAUACCUUACGACCAAACUGUACUGAAUGUGCUAGACCGCGUAUUGGAUAAGACUAUUGACUACCUUCAAACUCAUGGUACCACUUUAGAUCCAGAAACGAAACGACUUGUUGAAAAAAGAAAAAAGCUUAAAGCGGCAAUGCUCGAAACUAUGCUUACAACGCCCAAGUUCAUACCUAGCACCUGGGUUCAGCACUAUGAUAGGCUUCAUAAACAGGCGAUGCAAGAAACGACGGGCAUCAACUGGGCCAAGGUGCUACUAUUCUAUCCACGCCAACGAUCGUUUGAUGAUGGAGAAGCUGAUAUUUUCGGAAACUUUACAAGGAAUCGUAACAGGCAUUGGAUUAUAGGUUGCAUACUAGGUCCGAAUGAUUCGAAAUCGUUUGAAGAAACAGAAAGAGAAAAACAAUCAAAGAGUCUUUUCAUGGACACAUCAAUAAUGGAACAUGCAAAAAAUGACGGACCACUAACCAGUGCGGGGACAUCAACGGGCAGCCCUUCAUCAAGAAGAAACGAACUCAUUUCUUUGAAAACAACGUAA
This is a messenger RNA of Necator americanus (New World hookworm), 2172 nucleotides long. RefSeq lists its product as uncharacterized. The record is from RefSeq and is a predicted model, not a curated record. Bases 1 to 2172 code for a protein of 723 amino acids. The transcript has 22 exons. NCBI's taxonomy places the organism in Eukaryota, Metazoa, Nematoda, Chromadorea, Rhabditida, Ancylostomatidae.